Molecule: messenger RNA, 465 nt
Organism: Octodon degus (degu)
Lineage: Eukaryota; Metazoa; Chordata; Mammalia; Rodentia; Octodontidae
Product: calmodulin-binding transcription activator 1-like
Exons: 2
Coding region: 67-321 (84 amino acids)
Source: RefSeq, a predicted model, not a curated record
GUGGCUGGGCCAGCAGCGGCGGCGGUACAAGGCGCGCUCGGGGUCCCCGUCGCGAGGAGGAGGAGGAUGUGGUGCGCGGAGGGGAAAUGGCUGCCAAAAACAAGCCAGAAGGGAAGGACAAAUGGAGCCCCUGUCCUCAUGGAGCCCACAGUGGAGAGCCUGACCUUAAUCAGGGUGCCCCGUGAGAUCGCACCUGGAAUGCAGCAUUGUGAAGAUGAUCAUGGGAACAGCAAUAGUAGUCAUGUAAAAAUCUUUUUACCGAAAAAGCUGCUUGAAUGUCUGCUGAAAUGUUCAAGUUUACCAAAAGAGAGGCACCGAUGAAACACUAAUGAGAGAUCAUGAUGCAGCCAUCCUUUUGGAUUUCUUUUUAAUAAUGUGUGACCCUUCACCUUUGAUCCCCUGACCUGCAUUACCUUGGUAACCAUUUCAUUUUUUAAUUUAAUUUCAUUUUUUAAUUUUGGUGUA